Molecule: messenger RNA, 5557 nt
Organism: Carassius carassius (crucian carp)
Lineage: Eukaryota; Metazoa; Chordata; Actinopteri; Cypriniformes; Cyprinidae
Product: rho guanine nucleotide exchange factor 10-like protein
Exons: 29
Coding region: 325-4320 (1331 amino acids)
Biological process (GO): positive regulation of stress fiber assembly; SREBP signaling pathway; actin cytoskeleton organization
Cellular component (GO): cytosol
Molecular function (GO): protein binding; guanyl-nucleotide exchange factor activity
Source: RefSeq, a predicted model, not a curated record
CUGAGGGAAAAGAAUAGAAGGAGAAGAGUUUUCAUAUUCAGUGGGAGAAGCCGUGUCAUUUAAUGGAUUGGGAGUCUCAGAACUUGUUCCUUCACUAAAAGAAACAUUUGAAAUCAGCCCUUCAAAAUUGCUGUGCUUUCUGAGGAAGAUGCUGUGGUGUCAUCAAUUGUAGAUUCACAGAUGGCUGCACUGCGCAAAGAUGGGAGCAGAAAUGACAAUGGAUUUUUAUUGAUAGCUUGUGAUCAAUAAGGACAAUAUCAGAGGGGUGACAUUUAAGGGACGUAAAGCCAGGCUUGAGUGCAGAUAUGACUAUAUAUUAAUGUCAUGGCAUCUCCACAGUCUCUUAACCGUCCUGAAAAAGAGUCCAUGGUCACUGCUGUGACUCAGAAGGCCCAAGAGGAGGAAAAGGAGGAUGAUGAAGAUGAGGAAACUGGUGAAAAGUUCGAAUUUGAUGACAGUGAAGACGAGCAGAAUACAGUGGAGAAAUCGGUUGGGAAUAAAGAGUCAGGAACUCUUCAUGUGGAAGCUGAGCAUGUAGAGAAUAUUAAUGGUAGAACUGCCACAAAUGCAAUUUAUUGUCAAGCUGUGAAGCGUGUGGCACACCAUAAUCAGCAGGCAGUAAACGGAGGGACCCCUGUUGGUCUGGAGGACCAAAAUAUCCCCACACAUCCUUGUACAACAUACCCAGAGAUGGUGGCCAGACAAUCUCCUGACGGGAGUUCCAUCUCGGCAGAGCCUCCAGUAGCAGAUGAACAAGCAAGCUUUUGGAAAAGAAAUAACAUUUAUGAAGGUUCACAUUUUGGGCCAGAGUGCCUCUAUGCAGCUAUCCAGAAGUCUCCCCACAAACAUGCUCAGACAGGUCUGCCUCCACAAGGGAAAGCCAUUCUUGAAUCAGAUGAAAAUGUACCCCCUGAACAACUGAAGGAGAACUCAGCACCUCCUGCGCGCUCAGAGGUCAUCUACGAUGAUGUGCCUUGUGAAAACAUCAUGCCACCAGAUGCAGAGGAUGAUGUGAUUUAUGAGGAGGUGCAGAGGUCUGGCGAGCCCGGGCUGAUAGACAACGGCUGGGGCUCCAGUGAGUUUGAGAGUUACGAUGAGCAUUCAGACAGCGAGACCAAGCAGCCCACUCGCAAUAAGAUUUCCCCAGAUGUGCGACGUCUGAAGCAACGCUGCGUGCAGACCAGGCGUGAGCUAGCCAUGCGGUUAGGGGCUCGAGAUGUCGGCCAACUCAAACAAAACUAUGACAUUAAGGUUCAACAGCUCAUGAAAGCAGCUAGGAAUGGCACAAAAGAUGGACUGGAAAAGACCAAAAUAGCCAUGAUGCGCAAAGUGUCCUUCCUGAGUAAAAAAGACUGCACAGAUGACAUAGAGGAAGAUUCUGGAUAUCUGGAUGUGACUGUAUCUGAACUCAAACAUCCACCACCUCAACUUUCUCCAAUGCCAGAGGGGCUCAGUAGCCAACAGGUUGUCAGGCGUCAUAUUCUUGGCUCUAUUAUCCAGAGUGAAAGAAGCUACUUAGACUCACUCAAGAGGAUCCUGCUGGAAUAUAAGAAGCCUUUGAUGGAGGCGGAGCCACGGAUCCUGAGCUUGAAGAAGAUCCAGCCUGUUUUUUAUAGGCUGAAGGAGAUCCUGCAGUGUCACUCCAUGUUUCAGAUUGCUCUGGCCUCCCGUGUUGCAGAAUGGGAUAAUUCAGAGAAAAUCGGAGACCUUUUUGUUGCUUCAUUUUCCAAAUCGAUGGUGCUGGAUGUGUACAGUGACUAUGUAAACAACUUCACCAAUGCUAUGGGUCUUAUCAAGAAAGCUUGUAUGUCCAAGCCAGCAUUCCUGGAGUUUCUCAAGAAGAAGCAGGCUGCCAGUACAGACAGAAUCACUCUUUAUGGCCUCAUGGUCAAACCAAUUCAGCGCUUUCCUCAGUUCAUACUCUUACUUCAGGACAUGCUGAAAACCACCCCUGUAGGUCAUCAGGAUAGGCUGCCGCUGCAGCUGGCCCUCACUGAGCUCGAGACUCUCGCCGAGAAGCUGAACGAGCAGAAACGGCUGGCCGAGCAGCUCGCUGAAAUCCAACAGCUCACUCGUAGCGUCAGUGACCGUAACCUCAGUAAGCAACUGAACUCGGAUCAGAAGCAGUUGAUUCUGUCUGAGACACUAAUUGAGACCGUCUAUGGCGAGAAGGGUCAAGUCCUCAAGUCUAAGGAGCGCAAAGUCUUCCUCCUGAAAGACAUGCUCGUCUGUGCAAACAUCAAUGUGAAGGGCCCUCCAGAUAUCAGCAGCCUAGUCCCAAUCGGUCCAAAAUACGCCGUUAAGUGGAGUGCCCCCCUGCUGCAAGUGCAAGUGGUGGAGGUGGGCCAGGAGACCCCCCAGCGUAAAGACAGCAUCUACCAGCAGAGUGGAAGCAGGCGCUUGAGCUCCAUCAACUCUCAAGGAAAGCUGUUUCUGGGACCACCACGGCUGUUUCAGGAGCUGCAGGAGUUACAACAUGAUCUUUCUGUGGUGGAGGAAGUCACAUUGUUGGUGGGCACACUGCAGGGAUCAUACCAGAAUCUCAACACUACAGUGGGGCAGGACUGGUGCAUGGCUCUUCAGAGGCUCAUCCGCAUCAAAGAGGAUGAGAUCCAGUGUGCAAACAAGUGUCGUCUACGGCUGAUGGUUCCUGGGAAGCCUGACAAGUCUGGCCGUCCAGUCAGUUUCACAGUGGUCUUCAGUACGCCCAGUCCAAUUAGCAAAAUCUCCUGGGUCAAUCGCCUGCAUCUGGCCAAAAUCGCCCUGAGAGAUGAAAACUUGCCCGGCUGGGUGUGUGUAGAGGAUGAUGAAAAGACUAAGCCUCCAUUCUGGUGCCCGUUACUGGCCUGCCAGUUGCCUGUUUUUACCCCAAAAAUGCAAGAUCUGAAGUUGCAGGCUGCCCUGUAUAACCCGGUCCACUGUUCUCUUCUUGGUUUUUCUGCCGCUAGCACAUCCUUGCCUCAGGGCUACCUCUGGGUGGCUAGUGGGGGUGAUGACUCUCACGGCCAGGUGGAGAUUUUCUCCCUUAACAGACCCACGCCACGCUCCGUUAAGAGUUUCUCUCUAAGUUCCCCAGUGCUUUGUCUGGAGUAUAUCACAGAGCCCAGCACUGAGGAAGAACUGGAAACACAAACCUCGGAAGUUCUUUACAAGAUCGGCCACACCAUCUGUGUAGGAUUAUUGGAUGGCAACAUCCUGGUUUAUGGAAGCGUGGACACUGCUGCUCAGUGUCUGCUAACAUUUUGUAACCCAGAGGGCUGCCCAGUUCUGUGCCUAAAACACUCUGCCAACUUUCUCUUCGCUGGACUAAGUAAUGGAAAAGUCGCAGUUUAUAAUCGAAAGAGUGGAGAGGGGUUGUGGGAUCCAGAUUCCUGCAGACAUGUGGUUAUUGGAUGCACACCCGUCCUCAAACUCCUCCAAAUAGACGAGUGUGUGUGGGCCAGCUGUGCCAACCAGGUCUCAGUGAUUGAAGGCUUCUCUCUCAGGACUAAGAGUUUUGAAGUUCAUCCAGACCCCAUGGUUAGUGUGACCCACAUGGUGCGUGCUGGAGGAGGGGUGUGGAUGGCGUUUUCAGAGGGAUCAUCCCUACGUCUGUUUCACACAGAAACAUUGGAACACCUCCAAGAGAUCAACAUUUCAACACCCUCUGCAUAUUUGAGCCCUGGUCAAAAAUCUGUGUGUGUAUCCAGCCUGCUUAUCUGCCAAGGACUGCUAUGGGUGGGCACAGCUCAGGGGAUUAUUGUCACCCUGCCAGUGCCCAGACUGGAGGGCAUUCCCAAAAUAACAGGCAAAGGGAUGACGUCACUUAACGCUCACAACGGCCCUGUUGAAUUCUUGGUUGCAACCUCCAGCAUUUUAUCCCAAGAUUUUCUAAAGCGGGAUUCUCCCAUGGAGGGUGUGGAUUCAAGUGAUGAAGAUAAGAAGGUGACAAAUUCUUCUCAGGAGUCCCUCCAGCAGGCCGAUGGCUCUCCUCAGGCAGAAGCCAAAGCUAAAGGAGUGCUACUGCAGUACCACCUCCGUUCUACCUCUCAGCUCCCAGGAAAGCUCCUGACGGCCCGGCCCGAAGAAUCAACCGACUCGACCCAGGACUCUCUGGUGCACACCCUAGAGGACGGUUCCAUCUAUGAGCUAAGUGAUGAUCCCGAGGUUUGGGUCAGAGGGCCUGGGCCAUCAUUAAAGGAAGCGGCACGUAGGGAGAAGGUGACUUCAGCUGCCGUUAUAUCCGGUGGAAAAGGGUUCCGUCGACUCGCAAAAUCCUCUAACUCCCCUGACUCCAGUGAGAACACGCUCAUGGUCUGGCAGCUGCCCAUUACAGUUUGAGACAGUUAUGAAUUCUCCUUGCUUUGGCUUUCUUCUGAUGUUUUUGCAGUGAUGGAGGAUUGUGUGAUCAUUGAAGGACAAACAGACUGUAUGGCUUUUGAGGAUUAUUUAUUCCUCUUCUCCUCCAGAAGGUUUUUAAGGAAUACUCCAGAUUCAGUAAAAGUUAAGCUGUGACAGCAUUUGUGGCAAAAUGUUGAUUUGCCUGAAAAAAUGUCAUUCAUUAAAAAAUAUAUAUCUUGGUUAUUGUGAGGCCCUUACAAUGAAUGAAAGGGACCAAUCUGUUAACAUUCAAAUACUUACUGUUUCAACAUCACAGCCAUGGGACUUAAAACAAUAUGUGUUAAUAUGAUUUUAGUUUAAAAAAAUAAAUAAAACUGCCAAUACAAUGCAGCACCGUAAACCUUAUAAUGAAUAUAAAUGUUAAAAAUAUAAUGAAGAAAUUAUUUACAGCUCAAAUAAUACGUUUUAACUAACAAUUAAAUCACAAUUAAAUUAUAAGCUUCUCAAUUCUUCUUUUAAAUCUUAAAUUGGCCCCAUUCACUUGCAUUUGUAAAUGCCAUCAAGUGUAACCAUCAUUUUUGCGGUUUUUUUUUUUUUUAAGAAAAUGAGGGAAAAUUAAAAUAAUUAUUUAACUCUUUUUAGUGGUAAUACCCAUAAUGACAAAAAUGCUUUUAAGGGGGCCAGAAUAUUCCUAAGUUGAUAAACAGCCAUGCCAUUUAAUGUUCGUCUGUCAUAAUAAUAGCACGUGCUUGGUAUAUAAUGCACCACAACUGAAUAUAAAAUAAUCUCACCUUUUGAAAAUAUUACUAAAUGACUGAUACCACCAAAUGAUCUGCAUGCGAGGAAUCAGGGUAAGUCUUGUCAUUUUUUAAAAGUAAUCCUUAGUAUGUAUCUGAGUAUUGGCUGUGACCCAGUUCUUUCUUGUUUAAAUGAUAAAAGAUAUUUUUUUAUGCAGCACCACCAAUGCGGUGUGCACCGAAAUGUAAGGUAGCUGAAUAUUCAGAGUCAGUAUAUUUAAAUGUUUUAAUGUUAUUUUAGUGUGAAAUGUGAUAAGGAGAAGUGAAGUAUUCACUGUAGGUUCGUGUGUCUGAUGGUUCUUGUUGUUCACAGUGUCACUUUGUUAAAAAAAAAAAAAAUGAAAUCAUAUUUACAGUGAUUGAAGUAUUUGCAAUUUUCAUUUCAUUUAAAAGCAUUUAAUUUUAUUUUAAACUGACUCAACAUUAAAUGGUUUUGAAAU